Messenger RNA from Nomascus leucogenys (northern white-cheeked gibbon), 2059 nucleotides. It is a transcript of the gene PTGER3, whose product is annotated as prostaglandin E receptor 3. Lineage: Eukaryota; Metazoa; Chordata; Mammalia; Primates; Hylobatidae. Gene Ontology annotation, molecular function: prostaglandin E receptor activity. Gene Ontology annotation, cellular component: plasma membrane. The transcript has 5 exons. Bases 234 to 1406 code for a protein of 390 amino acids. The record is from RefSeq and is a predicted model, not a curated record. Gene Ontology annotation, biological process: adenylate cyclase-activating G protein-coupled receptor signaling pathway; positive regulation of cytosolic calcium ion concentration; inflammatory response.
GAGCCAGAGGUUUCCCGGAGAGGAAGGCGUGGCUCCCUCCCCGGCCAGGGAGCCCUGGCGCCGCCGCGGCCGCGGUCCCAGUAGCGGAGCAGGGCGGCGGCUGCGCCCCGCACCAUGGAGGGCAGCCCGGCCCCAGCCGCUGUAGACGCCGACCUCCGCCGCCGCCCACGCCGCGUCUGCCCGCUCGGGCUGCGGCUCUCCGGACGCCAUCCCCUCCUCACCUCGAAGCCAACAUGAAGGAGACCCGGGGCUACGGAGGGCAUGCGCCCUUCUGCACCCGCCUCAACCACUCCUACCCGGGCAUGUGGGGGCCCGAGCGUUCCGCCGAGGCGCGGGGCAACCUCACGCGCCCUCCGGGGUCUGGCGAGGACUGCGGAUCGGUGUCCGUGGCCUUCCCGAUCACCAUGCUGCUCACCGGUUUCGUGGGCAACGCACUGGCCAUGCUGCUCGUGUCGCGCAGCUACCGGCGCCGGGAGAGCAAGCGCAAGAAGUCCUUCCUGCUGUGCAUCGGCUGGCUGGCGCUCACCGACCUGGCCGGGCAGCUUCUCACCACCCCGGUGGUCAUCGUGGUGUACCUGUCCAAGCAGCGCUGGGAGCACCUCGACCCGUCGGGGCGGCUCUGCACCUUCUUCGGGCUGACCAUGACUGUCUUCGGGCUCUCCUCGCUGUUCAUCGCCAGCGCCAUGGCCGUCGAGCGGGCGCUGGCCAUCCGGGCGCCGCACUGGUACGCGAGCCACAUGAAGACGCGUGCCACCCGCGCUGUGCUGCUCGGCGUGUGGCUGGCCGUGCUCGCCUUCGCCCUGCUGCCGGUAAUGGGCGUGGGCCAGUACACCGUCCAGUGGCCCGGGACGUGGUGCUUCAUCAGCACCGGGCGAGGGGGCAACGGGACUAGCUCUUCGCAUAACUGGGGCAACCUUUUCUUCGCCUCUGCCUUUGCCUUCCUGGGGCUCUUGGCGCUGACAGUCACCUUUUCCUGCAACCUGGCCACCAUUAAGGCCCUGGUGUCCCGCUGCCGGGCCAAGGCCACGGCAUCGCAGUCCAGCGCCCAGUGGGGCCGCAUCACGACCGAGACGGCCAUUCAGCUCAUGGGAAUCAUGUGCGUGCUGUCGGUCUGCUGGUCUCCGCUACUGAUAAUGAUGUUGAAGAUGAUCUUCAAUCAGACAUCAGUUGAGCACUGCAAGACACACACGGAGAAGCAGAAAGAAUGCAACUUCUUCUUAAUAGCUGUUCGCCUGGCUUCACUGAAUCAGAUCUUGGAUCCUUGGGUUUACCUGCUGUUAAGAAAGAUCCUUCUUCGAAAGUUUUGCCAGAUCAGGUACCACACAAACAACUAUGCAUCCAGCUCCACCUCCUUACCCUGCCAGUGUUCCUCCACCUUAAUGUGGAGUGACCAUUUGGAAAGAUGAGAAAAAGAAGACUCAGAGAGCAAUUAAUCUGCAGUUUGCAGAACCCCCAGAUACAGAGGGCAACUGCACAUUGUGGGCAAGUACAAACCUAUCGUGUGCUGGAACAGAGGAGAAAUGGAGGGACUUGAGAGCAGCGUUCAUGUACACACCAGAAUCUCAGCAGUAAAGACAGAGUAACAGUGAAGAAAAUAACGACAGGAGUCCUGUGUUUUAAAAAAGCAAGCUCCUCCAGCUGAGUCUGUGACUCUAAUCCCUGCUUAUUUUGAGCACUUUCCAUGUGUUGAUUGACUUGGAAAGGUGGGAGAUUACCAGGAAGCCAGGUCAUUUGGGCAAACAUGGGCAUAUUUUUAGCAAGGCUGAACAAACUGGUUGGUCACUCGAACUACCCAAUUUAGACUUAUGGUAAGAAUAGCACAUGGUUCAGAAUUGCCAAGACUGCUGCUUUAGUCAACAGAAAUUUUUUCAUAUGCAUGCUGGUAAUGCAGUGCAUCUCUGGAAGAAAUGCAAGACUAUUUUAACAUUUGGUCCAGAAGAAAUAUGUAAAGGGUGUUUGUAGAAUUUGGUGCCCUCCUCAGUGACAUAAAGUUAUGGGUUUGUGAAUUGAAAAUCUGUAAUUUGUUCAAGUUAUUAAAACACAUUCUAAUUCAAAAUCA